GUGUGCUGUGGCCAGAGUGACUGUGGCGCGUCUUGUUGUUUGAGAUCCAGAAUUUCGUGAAUUUUUGACCUUUCUAGUGAUAUAUUGUUAUAUUUAUAAAGUGUCACCUCAAGUGCUAUAAUGAAAAUGAGUAGUAUUUGGUCAUUACCCCCAUAACGUCAACAGAACCAGCCUUUUGAGGUGUAGUGAUGGGGCACGAUGAAUGGGGAGCCGAACACCAACCCGCAAGUGCCCGUCACCACCCUCGCGGGCAUCGCCAGCCUCACCGAGUUACUUCCUGAGCUGCCACUCCCGUCGUCCUCAGUGGGCUACGGGGAUUCCCGGUCGCUGUUGUUUCACCCCCGUGUAGCUGAGGAAGCACAGAGACUCCUCUCCUGCCAGGACCCAGCUCUUGUGGAACAACUUGCUAACUCUCUCGCAUUAACACAUGCUGAUCAUAUAGAACUGAAAGAGCAGUAUGCUGGGACAGAGCUGAGUGUAGAGGUGAAGACAGCACCGCCACUGCUGGAAGGAAUACUGCGCUGUAACCCAGCUGUAUUUACUGGCAGGCCAGGUAGUGGUAGUGAGGGUGGAGCAAGUAUAAAAGCAGAAGGUGGAAAACUUGGUAGCCCUCUCAACCAUACUAGUUCACCUCUGAAACCCAAGCAUAUAAAUAAUGUGUCUGUGAUUCAAUGUGGUCCUGCUCUUGUCAACGCGACUCAAGUUAAGGUCAAGUCGGAACCUGGAGGAGCUCUGUCUUUGACAGAAUCUCUACCCAUCAGCGUCCCUGGUGGUCAGCUUGAGAGUCAACAGGAAGACAAAUCUUUGAACAAGCCAGGUCACCAGAUAGAGAAGGCUUUAAGCAAACAUAAACAACAGGGAGACCAUUCUGUUAAUCAAAAACAUCAAGGAGAUAGUCUGAAGCAUCAGGAAGACCUGUCUGGUGAUAAACAGAAGCAUCAGGAAGACUUGUCUGGUGACAAACAGAAGCAUCAGGAAGACUUGUCUGGUGACAAACAGAAGCAUCAGGAAGACCUGUCUGGUGACAAACAGAAGCAUCAGGAAGACCUGUCUGGUGAUAAACAGAAGCAUCAGGAAGACCUGUCUGGUGAUAAACAGAAGCAUCAGGAAGUUCUGUCUGGUGAUAAACAGAAGCAUCAGGAAGACCUGUCUGGUGAUAAACAGAAGCAGCAGGAAGACCUGUCUGGUGAUAAACAGAAGCAGCAGGAAGACCUGUCUGGUGAUAAACAGAAGCAGCAGGAAGACCUGUCUGGUAAUAAACAGAAGCAGCAGGAAGACCUGUCUGGUAAUAAACAGAAGCAGCAGAGUGACAAGUCCCCAAGAAAACCAGUGGACAAAUUUGAUAGCCAACUAGCCCAUGUUGCCUCUGAGAAAGAAAAAGAAAAGGUUUCUCAAAACCACAUCCCAGACACCAAAACGAAAGAGUCCAAGGACAAUGUCAACGCAGUGUCCAAAACUAUGAAAGAGCCAGUGGUGGUCCUCAAUAAGCUCUCCUCGGAGGAGCUUAAAUCUAUGGCCCGUAUCCCCAAGCUUUCAGGAGUUGGAAGUAAUGCUAAAACAGAGAAAAAUGCUGAUAUACCCUCCAAAAACAGUGGCAGCUCAAGAAGGUCUAGGGGAGCACGGGAAGCAAGCAAGUACAAAGAGGUCAGCUCGGAUUCUGAAUCAGAAGAUGAGGACAAGAAAAAGCCUAAUAAAUAUUUUAAGAAUCGUGAAAAGGAACGAGAAGAGAAAAAGAAGAAAGACAAAGCUGACCGAAAGAGAAAUAGAAUACAGUCUGAUGAGGAUGAUUAUGACCCUGAGCAGGAAACAAAGCGAAGAAGAAAAGGAGGAUAUCAGGAUGAUGAAGAGGAUGAGCGGGAUGAAGAUUCUGACUGUGAAGGGUCAGGACGGGGCAACAAGAGGUCGGCACCAGCACCAGCACUCCCCAGGAAGUCAUACACCAACAAGAGGAUAGAAAGGAAGUUAGUGGCCCAAACAGAGAAGCUGACUGCUGAGGAAUUAAUGGAAACUGGGGUGUAUCAAAGAUUUAAUAGAGCUGUAGAGAAAAUAUUUGAUAAUACUGAAGAUCUGGACCUCAAUGCUGAAAUUGAGGAAGAUGGUGAUGUUCCACAGGAGUACCUGAUUCCUAAGUAUGAGCUAACGGACCUGUGUUCAGAAUCGGCAAAGCUAAAGAGUUUAGGCGCCAUGGCCAUCGUUCCCCCAGAGCGACUUGUCAGGCUCCUUAACAUCCUUGAGAAAAAUAUUCGUGAUGGAGCUAAAGUUACUCCCGUUGUAGAUGAGGAUGAUGAUGAUGACGAUAAAUUGUGGCUGGAGUUAGUGAUGGAACGUAUCUUGCGAGCGAUGGAUGCUUCCCUCACAGCCAUGUACAUCAUGACUGCUCAAAACAUGAGCAAGAGAGUCUACCUCGAAGAUGUCAUUGAAAGAUGUGUACAGUUUACCAAAUUUCAGCUUUCCAAUACUAUAUAUCCAUCUUUUGAUCCUGUCUACAGGGUGGACAAUAAGAAAGAUGGAUAUGUUGGAAACAUGAAAAGAAAACGUGCCCAAUGUAAAGAUGUCCGGAAUCGUAGUAUUCUAGGCCUUUACAACAAACUUCAUGAGGUUGUGGGCUUACUGGCUGACCUUCUUAGUAUACAAACCCUCACGGACACCACAGUAUUGCAACUGUCCACCCUUGGUGUUGGACCGUUCUUUGUUGAGAAUGUGUCUGAAUUGCAGCUCUCUGCCCUCAGGCUGGUUACUAAGGUGUUCUCCAAGUACAACAAACACCGUAGAUUAUUACUGGACGAUAUUCUGGCCUCAAUAGCUCGUUUACCUAAUAGUAAGAGGAGUUUGAGAACUUACAGAUUAAACUCUGAUGAAAAUAUUCAAAUGUUAACCGCCUUAGUGUUACAGUUAAUACAGUGUGUUGUUGAACUUCCGGAGCAGCUGGCACAGGUUGCUGGUUGUAAAAGUGCUAGUGAAGGUGAUAGUCAAAAUUCCAAAGAUUCUAAAGACGCCAAAGUUGUGGAGGAAAAGAAAGAUUUAAACAUGGACAGAGAUGUGUUAGUUUGUACUCGUUAUGAAACUGCCAUGACCACAGCAUAUAGUUUCUUAUCUGUGUUCCUUGAAAAAACUGGCAGCAAAAGUGAGGAAAUUGAUUAUAGACCGUUAUUUGAAAACUUUGUGCAGGAUCUUCUUGCAACGGUAAAUAAACCCGAAUGGCCUGCCGCUGAACUUCUCUUGUCACUUUUGGGCAAGCUUCUAGUACAAAACUUUAGUAACAAAAAAUCGGACAUGGCCCUACGGGUAUCGUCACUGGACUGCCUUGGUGUGGUAGCUGCCAAACUGCGACGUGAUGCCGUCUCUUCUCAGUUACAGCUGGAAAGUAUUAAAACUAUUAUCCAGGAGGUGAAAGAGGAAGAAAAUCGUGAUGCUCCCAUGUUGGAGGAUGGAUCUCCUCCUCCACCUACAGAAAAUGGCACCACCAACACUUCAAACAAAAAGAGUAAAAAGAAGCAGAAGAGUGGAAGUGAGAGAGCUAAGGAGAACGAAGGACCUUCAGAUGAGGAACAGGAGCGAACAAUGUUCCUACAGCGUGUACUCUUAGAUUGGCUGGCAGUCAAUUCUGGGAGUGAGUCUGCCCUCCUCCAUGCUAGACACUUUUUUAUUGGUCAGUGGUAUAGAGAAGCAUUCACAGAGAUCAUGCGUCAAAAGCAAGGGCCUCUACCACAACCUAGUGCAAGAAAAUCAGGGAGUCAUAACAAGAAGAAGAGAAAGAGAAAAGGUGAUGAAAGUGAAGACGAAACCAGUGAAGACUCGGACGAAGACAAUGAAGAUGAGGGGAAGAAAGUGGGGCAAGCAGAUGAGGCACUAGUGAGAGAGGUUACAGAACUUGCAGAAAAAAGAAAGUUAUUUCUUCUUAAAAAGGUACCAGCCUUCCCACCUGCAUCGCCUGGAGCAAAGACACAGACUCUACAAACUCAUAUAGGCUAUGAAAAUGCUGAGCUCAUCACCAGAUACCUUGCAUCAAAGAGACCAUUUUCACAGAGCUUUGAUGUGUAUCUUAAGCAGAUCCUGACAGUAUUGACAGAGUCUGCCAUUGCGGUACGCACAAAGGCUAUGAAGUGCCUGACUAUGGUAGUGGAAGCAGAUCCAGGAGUUCUGUCUCGUAAUGACAUGCAACUGGGUGUGCACCACUCCUUUCUUGACCACUCAACAUCUGUCAGAGAAGCAGCCGUUGACUUGGUGGGCAAGUUUGUUUUGUCACGUCCUGAAGUCUUAAACACCUAUUAUGAAAUGAUUUCUGCGAGAAUAUUGGACACGGGUGUCAGUGUAAGAAAACGUGUUAUCAAGAUCUUGAAAGACAUAUGUCUUGAAUGUCCCGACUUCACCAAAAUUCCUGAGAUCUGUGUCAAGAUGAUCCGGAGAAUCAACGAUGAAGAGGGCAUCAAGAAGCUAGUGCAGGAGGUCUUCCAGAAUAUGUGGUUUACCCCGGUGAGAGAGAGGCCACAUCUAGAUGAAGAGGCUCUGCUCAGAAAAGUCAAUAAUAUUACGGAGGUGGUGGUGGCCUGCAGGGACACUGGCUUGGACUGGUUUGAGCAGCUACUACACAGUAUGUUUAAACCAAGGGAAGACAAAGAUGAUGUGACAAAGAUCAACACUGAGCCACCAAAGUCCUUAGUGACAGCAUGUAAGCAGAUAGUGGACUGCCUGGUCAGGCACAUCCUGGUACUUGAAGAAGACGGUCAGGAAAAUCAGCCAGCAGACCAGCCACGGACCACGACACAACGUAUUCUGGCAUGCCACAAGACUCUUUACUUGUUCGCAAAAAUCCGUCCCCAGCUCUUGGUGGACCACGCAAUAACACUCCAGCCUUAUUUAGCGUGGAGAUGCCGGACACAAGUAGACUACACUAUGAUUGGUGUAGUGGCGCGAACACUAGAAUUAGUUGUACCCCUGAUGGAGCACCCCAGUGAAACUUUUCUCUCACAACUAGAAGAAGAUGCAGUCAAGUUGAUAUUACAGCAUGAUCGUACAGUCAUCACGUCAUGUUUAGCGCUUCUUGGCUCAAUUGUCAACACAGUCACCAAAAAUUACAGACUCAUAAAGGAUUGCUUUAAUAGAUAUCACAGCUUUAUCGUGGACUACAAAAAAUUAAAUGAGGAAAAUCCAGAUAAUCCCAAAUUAGAAACAUUGAAACCUCUCUUCAGAAGAGCACUCUACACAAUUGGUCUCCUUUUAAAACACUUUGAUCUCAAGGAUGAAAGAGUCAGAUGUGGAUUGGCGCACGAUGUCACCGAACAAGUGUUUGAGACGCUGAUGUACUUCAUGGAUUCGCCCGAUAUGAACCUCCGUUACUACACACUCCAAGCUUUGGGAUUUGUCUGUAUUCGGCACUAUGAACUAAUGAUGGGGAUUCGUUUGAAACAGCUGUAUCACAUGUUGUUACUUGACCCGUCCGUAAACACCCAACUGAGAACACAAACCCUUCAAAAUAUAGAGACAUAUCUCCAGGAGGAAGAAGUGCGCAUGAUCAAGCAAGAUCAAGAAUGGUCUAAGCAGAAAACAAGGGAGAAUUUAAAAGAAAUGUGUGAUGUCCAGUCUGGUAUGGCAUCUGCUAUCAUCCAAGUCUACCUUAAACAAGUCCUGGAAUGUGUGGUAGCCGGGUGUGUAGGUGUACGACACUCAGCACUGCGUGUGAUCCAGCUGGUGUUGGCCCAGGGUUUAGUCCACCCCGUCCAGAUCGUGCCAUACCUGGUGUGUAUGUCGACUGACACCGAGGAAGUAAUUGCCCAUUCUGCAGACAAACAGCUUCAAGACAUUGAAAAGAAAUAUCCUGGUUUCAUUGGGAUGAAGGCCAUGCAAGGUUUCCGGUUAUCAUACAGAUUACACUCCCUUAUCCAGGCCUCUCCCCCAACUCGAGGGUUUCGCAUCAAAGAAGGAGAACACCCUGGAGCACUUAAUGGUUUUUUAUACUCCAUUAUGCGCUCCACUAAGCAGCACAGAAGAGCAGUGGCCUUCUCCUUGUUAAAGCAGUUUGAGGAACAGGCAAGAACCGGCUUGAGUGAGUUGCUGUUCAUCGCAGACAACCUGGCAUACUUCCCUUACCAGGUGCUGGAUGAGCCACUCUUCAUCAUCCACCACAUUGACAUUAUGAUCUCUGUCACAGGUAGCAACCUGCUCCAGGCUUUCAGAGAGGCUCUCCUGCCACCUCCUAAUGCAGAAGUCAAAAUCAACCCUGAAACCGGGCAGCCAGAGUAUGUAGAUGACCUGGACGAUGAAGAGGAUGUUGAGGUGUAUUUAUCACGUCUGCCACUGAGUUUGACACCCUUGGUGGACUGUAUCAAUGCCUCCCAGGGUUGCCUACUAUUGCUCAUGCUUAAAGACUACAUGAAGGAGAUAUAUGGCAUCACUGAUGGGAGAAUUACUCAGUACUCCCCUUCGGAUACUUCCAAACAAUAUGAAAAGGGUGCCUCUAGAAAAAGUUCAGCCAGGUUUAACCCCAAGUCAAUUCUUAAGCGGUUAAAAGAGGAACCAGACCAAGAUUUAGAUACUGUAGAUGAUACCAGACCAAAGAUUGACCUCAUUAACCAAUACCUCAAUUUUAAAGCACUAAUGUUGAAGAUUGAUCCGGAUGAUGAUGAAGAUUCAGAUGUAGAUAUAUCUAAAAAACCAUUCCAGAAUGAUACCAACAUGCCUGUUCCAAAUACUAGAAGCUUAAGAGGGAAUCAGAAUGCUAGCGAUGUUCCAUUGCUGCCUGGCACACACGACGGAUGGAAGGAUCAACCGAAGGGUGCACAAAUGUUGCCAGGAACUCUUAACACAGUGGGCAAUGCCGUGGUGGAAACUAAGAGUGAUGAGCAGCUACCUCCUCGCCGCUCACCCAUCAAACCAAUCACCAUACGCACGUCGCAGGUGACACCUUCAAGAGAACACCGCUCACAUCACCACCACCAUCGUUCCUCCCAUAGAUCUUCCAGCCAUAAAAAACACAAGAAAAAGAAAAAGCGGAGGAGAAACAGUGAUUCAGAGGAUGAAGAUAGUGAAUAUAGUGACCCUGAUUUUCUUGUAUAGUAGUUCUUGGUGCAUUAAUACAAUUGGCAGGACAGACCAUGCUGGACAAGGACCAUGUAUAAAAAAAAAAUAAGGUGCACUGAACAUGUGUUGCAUGCUAUCAAAGCACAUUUUUAUGGAAAUAUAGCGCUGAAGAACAGUAGGUGAAACAGUACAUAGUGAUGCUAAAGUGACCUUUAUAUUAAAGAAAAUUUGAUUAAGAAUACACAUAGUAAACAAAAAGAUAUUUUUAUUCCAAGCAAUACAUUAGGUAAGGAUAUUAUUUUGCACCAAUGAUUGCAUUGACUCAGAAAGCCCUGAAUUGCAAUACCUCUGGUGGGACAAGAAGGCAACUAACUGACAUGCUGUGGACAUGAAGUGAAGUUUUCAAGUACAGGAACAAAGCUACUAGCAAAUUUAUGCCUUUAGAUUGAAUGCUAAGAUGGAGUCACUAAGUACAAUUUGUUUUGUACAAGACUAUGAACAUUUAGCUUCUGUACACUGAGGAAAAUUUCCAUGAGAUGGUAAUGAGUCAGUGAGAAUGUAUUUAUUAUUUAUUGUACAGUAAUGUUUGAACACUUUAAUACUUUCUUUAUUAUUUAUUGAAGAAAUUAGCCCCACAUUGGCAAACAUUUGAACAAGAGCACUGGUUGUGAGGGUUUGGGGUAGUGAAGUGUAUACGUACUCACAAAAACUGAAUGUGGAGGCUGUAUUGAAUAUUAUUUUUUUUUAUAUAUAUAAUAUAAAUAUAUAUAUAUAUCUAUAUAUAUAUACCUUAGAUUCUUUUCUAAAGGACAGGAGUGCGAGUUGUAUUGACCAUCUUUUGAUAAAUUAUUUUGAUUUUAAUUUUUGCCAGUGCAAUUUUAUAUGACAAACUGAAGGACCAGAUGACUUUGACCUGCUAUUUUAGUUUAAACCUUCUAUUGUCUUAAUUCAUGCACAAAUGUUCAAUAUUUGAACUGCUGGACUUAUGCAAUGUUUUAUACAAUUGACCAAAACUGGGAGAUUUAGAUUGUUUAUUUGCCUUUGUGAUAUCAAUUCCUCUUAUACACAGUUUCCUGCCAAAUACUUGUGUGAAUACAACCAUGAAAGACUGCCAUAUAAAAGCACAUUUUGUGAAAUAAGUCCAAAAGGAGUCAGAUUGUCAUUUUUGUGAAUAUAGUGUGACCACUAAUUGCAUAAGUAUGUGUUCCAUAAUACUUGUCUAUUUUUACCUGAAUGUAGUGAUGUCACAUCUCAAGAGAGUAGUUUAGUGUAGGAAAAUGUAGCAGUGGUCUGUAUAUUGGCAACCCACAAGUGAACUCGUUUUUUAUUGGAUAAAAACAGUACAUAAUUGUAUGUAUACUUGUGAAUAGCAAAGUCUCCCCUAUGCGGUUUCAGCAAAGACAAGAAGUUUUUCCUCAUUACUUAUUUUUUAUAGAUGACUGGCAAAGUCUGAGCUGUUUUCAUUUUUAUACCAUGCAGUAUAUGAAAAAUUUUGAUUGCCUUUUAUGACAUUCUUCUACAGAUUAAGCAGCACAGACUUCUGCCCUAAGUUUUUGUAGUAGUUUCCUUAUUGUCCAUUCUUGAUUCAUGAUCCAAACCGACAUGCUUUAUCUCAUCACACCGAGUGGAGGGGAGAGAUGGCUCCCUCACCAGCCAGACCCUCGGUUGAUCACUAACAAACAUAACAGUUACACAAACAAUUUAGAGACGACAUAGUUACCCACAGCACAAUGACCUACAGGAGUAGGUAAACACAUAUCAAACUCAGUUGCACCAGGACAUUCAUUAUUUAUGACAAAAGUUUACUAAACAAGAUCACUGUUGUUCCAGGACACUGAAUUUUGAAGUUAACACGUGUGCCUUGGUUUGUGCUUUAUCGGCAAACCAUGAAAAUAGUGUAAAUUCAGAAUAUCAUUUGCUGGAUAAUAUAAAUAGUGGGCUGAUGAGUCUGGGUAAUGAAAAUUUUGGUGUAGAUUACAGUGAGAUCCCCUCCCGCCCCACCACUCUUCAUCAUCUCUGAACCACAACAUGUCAGACAGAGAGGAGUUCCAUUAGAGACAUUAAAUGAUCAGCAAAAGA
Messenger RNA from Homarus americanus (American lobster), 9096 nucleotides. It is a transcript of the gene Nipped-B, whose product is annotated as nipped-B-like protein. The coding region runs from base 199 to 7053 and encodes 2284 amino acids. Gene Ontology annotation, molecular function: chromatin binding. The transcript is spliced from 32 exons. The record is from RefSeq and is a predicted model, not a curated record. NCBI's taxonomy places the organism in Eukaryota, Metazoa, Arthropoda, Malacostraca, Decapoda, Nephropidae. Gene Ontology annotation, biological process: replication-born double-strand break repair via sister chromatid exchange; regulation of gene expression; establishment of mitotic sister chromatid cohesion. Gene Ontology annotation, cellular component: Scc2-Scc4 cohesin loading complex.